AAUACCCGAGCCGAUGCUGUUCUCAUGGACGGGACUCGGGCGAUCGGAGUACGCGUGACUUUAAAGGAUGGUCGGACGAUCAAUGUGAAAGUAUCGAAGGAGGUGAUUCUAUCUGCCGGCAGUAUCGCCAGUCCAAAAUUACUAAUGCUCUCUGGCAUCGGGCCUAAACAGCAUCUGUACGAAGUGGAAAUACCGAAUGUUGUUGAUUUGCCAGUCAGCAAAAAUCUUCAUAACCAGUUCGGUUAGCUGGGCUUAUACUUGGCUUACCAGAACAAAACUGCGACGC
Messenger RNA from Dinoponera quadriceps, 286 nucleotides. Its product is annotated as L-sorbose 1-dehydrogenase-like. Lineage: Eukaryota; Metazoa; Arthropoda; Insecta; Hymenoptera; Formicidae. The record is from RefSeq and is a predicted model, not a curated record. Gene Ontology annotation, molecular function: ecdysone oxidase activity; flavin adenine dinucleotide binding. Bases 25 to 246 code for a protein of 73 amino acids. The transcript has a single exon.